UAAAAUCCUUGUACCAAUUUUGAAACACAGUAAACUGGUCAACCAAAAACCAAAGCAAGACGAAGCUCAGUUGACUUUAUACAUCAGAAUACAACCAUGGAAUCUAGAGAAAAAUGUCAACAUAUCGAGCCCGAGGUUGGCCUGUUAUUAGAUCUAGAUUCACCUGUCAUCCAGAAGCCGAGCAGUGACACCUCGUUACCACCAGCCAAUGGAAAGCCAAAUGAAGAGUUAGCCAACCAGCCACAAGGGGAUUGUGAUGUCUCUGGUUCAGAUCCUCCUAGGGCAGAGAUGAUCGCUGGCGAGAAGAGAUCUUCAAAAAGCUCGACAGAAAAGAGUAGUCUGGGGUCUGCAAGUCUUGAAUCGCCUAAUUGGCCGGAUUUUACAGAUGAGCACCUGAUUGACAGUGAACAGUUUGAUUUUGACCUUCCAGUUUCACCAGUCCAACGCUCAAAAGCUGUAGAUGUUGAUGAUGAAGAUGAAGUCUUCUUCGGUCCGGUUGGAUUCACAGAGAGCUGUGUUGCUAAGAAGACUCAGCUAAACAGCCAGUCACCUAUCGAUGACAAUAAACCAAUGAGUCCCCUCAAUGUGGAACAAUAUUUAGAGCUCUUCCUUGAGGCAAAUAAAGUCGCGAUGGAGUUGACCAAGAGAGACGAGAGAAGUGGUUCGUCGGUCGCUGACGAGACGGAAAAAGACAAAGAAGCCUCGGAUGCUGAGACGCAAAGGUCUGAUCCAGGUACAAAAUCCGUUAUCCAGGAAGACGCUCAUGACAAGGUGGGGCAGCUUCCGCAAAAACCAGCUGCAAAGGACUUUAAACUAUUGGUGAAGAAAGAGAUAAGGAGCCCACGCCGUGGGACCUACGUAGUGGCCGUUACCCCAGCGGGUACCCCACCUCCACAGCAUUUACCGUCGGCUGAUGAGUGCGUCUCUAAACUGGCCCAAGAUAAACCCAAAGUAAUGCAGUUCAACGCAGCAGGGAGCAAGGAGAGUCAGAUAAAGAAAGAAUCAAAGCUGCCUGUACGAGGAUUAAGGAAAUUAUCCAAGUUGCCGAUGACUGCUGGCUUGAAGAAGGCAACAAUUCCACAGCCCUCGACCGUUACCAGCACGGACAAACUUUUGCGGAAGAAAAUAUACAGCCCUCCCAAGCGUAAACGUCUGAAUAGCUGUGAAUCUGAAGACAUCUCGGAGGGAGGUAGCAGUGUGAAGUCUGAAACCUUUGAGGCACCUAUCCCCCAUCUGGGCAUACCUAAAGGAAAGCGCCCUAUAUUGGGCAAUCUCAAUCUUAAGGACAAAAGUGGAGUUGGAUCAUCAGGACAACCUGUCAGUGGGUCCACUGAUGCCAAAGCAACAGCAACCAACGUCCCCAAAGCUCCAGUAACAAAGCCCAGUCUACUCCAGCAAGGUUCUCUCAAUCGCAGGGUGGUGCAAGCCAAUCGAUCAUUGAAACUCGUCAAGCCCGGUCAACAUGGCUCAAUGGUGCUAGCCAAGAAGCCACAGCCAGUCAAAGCUGUAGCCAAAGGGGCCAAGGUUGCAAGCACUGAAGAAACACCAAAGAAAACAGUCACUGCAGCCAGCACAACCAAGCAGAUGACUCGCCUUCAGCCUCAAACACCAAGCACCCCGAUCCAUCAAGCCAAGAAAUCUCUCCCAAAGAGGAUUUUGUCAAGUGAGAUGUCUGCAGGCAAACCAACACCUAGAUCAUUAAGUGCAUCAUCAGUUCCAACCCCUCACGCCAAGAUACCGCCCUCCACCCCGUCUCGCUCGGACUCCAAAGCAAUUCCAGCUAGUGCUGGAUCAGCGAGACGACGUUCAGGUCUUCCUACGCCAUCUCGGCUGAGAACUUUUGCGUCUACAUCGAGGAGUUCAACGAGUAGUGUGAUAUCCAAUCCAAGCCCGAUAAAGUUUCGCCUUUCAAGAACCUCAACGACAUCAUCCAGUCCCUCUACCACCCCUCACCCCCCGAAGCCCUCUCAUGCAUCAACAGAGGGCGCUAUUCAACUAGAAUUAGACUCCUCGCCAGUGUACAUCAAAGAGACUCAACAAGUCAGUGUCAGGCCGGCGCUUGAGACAAAGACUAACUCCCUGGGGGUUGACAAGAGUUCACCAGGGAUUGGCUUGUUAGUUGACUUCAGUCAUGAAUCACCAGCAGAAAAGCUUCCCAAAGCCGUGGUCCGUCAGGCAAACACGAGAAUCGACAAGGAAAAUCUGAUUGAUCUGCUGUAGCGACAGGUACCAUAGAGUAACAUGAGAAAGAAACAAUAGAGAGGUUUCGCAAGCGCCGGAUACAGAUACAGUUACGGAUAAGAUAACCGUAUCCGUUCUUGACAGUCGCGUGUUGGAUGUUGUUUCUUGCAAAAUAUAGGUAUGUGUCACUUGAGUGCACUUGCAUUCAUCAUGAGUGUUUUCCCCGACAAGCAUGACCUUUAGAGACCCUGUGUUUUAUACACUGCAUUUUUUCAUUGUUUUGCUUGCAAAUGACUAAAACUGUUUUAUCCUAUAUCAAGCAUGAUACCAGUGAAAGCAAUUCUGUGGGGAAUGUUUUUGACAUACAUGUAGGACAAAAAGACAGCUAAAAAGCUGCAAAACAGUAUCCGUUUUUGUACGACCGACGUGUAUGAGCUCCUGUAUCUGUAGCCAACGUGUGUGCAAAAUACGAUAGUCGCGGAUACGUGUCACGUGAACACACAAAGUAGGCUUGCGAAACCUCUCUAUUCGCGUAUGCGAAUGCGGUGUGAAUUUUUACAUUACAGUGCUGUUUUCGCUGCUAUGAAAUUGUUCGUUGCGAAUUUGUGAUGUCAAAGUUUGCUUCGCAUUCGCUUUCACAGGAAGUAUGAACCAGACUUUAUGCCUGUGAUUUUAUUUCCAAAGAACUUGGGAAAGAAUUGAGUACAGUGAUUGAUCAGUGAAAGGGUGAAUUCAAAUAAUAUCAUUUAUCCCUGAUGCAAAUUUAACAUCUAAUAUAAAUUGUUGCGGUACCCACUGCUAAAAUACAGGAUUCAA
Asterias rubens (European starfish) is the source of this 2997-nucleotide messenger RNA. RefSeq names its product mucin-5AC-like. NCBI's taxonomy places the organism in Eukaryota, Metazoa, Echinodermata, Asteroidea, Forcipulatida, Asteriidae. Gene Ontology annotation, molecular function: microtubule binding. The record is from RefSeq and is a predicted model, not a curated record. The coding region runs from base 97 to 2220 and encodes 707 amino acids. Gene Ontology annotation, cellular component: microtubule cytoskeleton. The transcript has 13 exons.